AUGCCAGACAAAUAUAAUAGUUUGGCAAAGAGUUUUCACUGUGCAAGAGAUAGGUACCAACAGGAAAAUUGCACAAACAUAAAGUUUAAGUUGAUUAGUAAAAGGACUACAGAUGGCAGGACAUACAACUUGCCAUCUGCAUCUGAAGUGGCUGCAUUGAUUGUUGGCGAUGGCGAACAACUUAGUAAAGAUAGAGAUAUUAUUAUAGAGAGUCAAUCUAGAAAGCUCCAACGGAUUGAUGUUUUUCACCCAUCUUAUUUAGUCUUGCAAUAUCCAUUGUUGUUUCCAUAUGGGGAGGAUGGAUUUUGUUUGGGUAUUGUAACAUCAGAUUCUAUCUCCGCUAAGCCUACAAAGAAAAACAAAACAAUCACUUUGCAACAAUUCUUUGCUUUUCGACUACAGAAAAGGACGGGUGAAUCUCCGUUAAUUCUGAGAUCAAAGAGACUAUUCCAACAGUUUCUGGUAGAUGCCUACACAAUAGUGGAAUCAGAGAGAUAUGCAGGAUAUCCUAGCUAUUUUAUCACCAUGACCUGUAACCCUGAAUGGGAUGAGAUAAAAAGAGAAGUGACUCCCAUUGGAUUGAAGGCAGAAGACCGUCCUGAUAUAUUGUGUCAAGUUUUUAAGAUCAAGCUUGAUGAUAUUUGCACUGUAGAAUUUCAAAAGAGAGGGCUUCCGCAUGCACAUAUCCUUUUAUUCAUGAGUAAUGAGUUCAACCCACAAACACUAGAUCACAUAGACAAACAUAUAACAGCUGAGAUUUCUAAUGAAAAUGAAAGGCCAAAUCUACAUGGAGCUGUUCAAAAUUACAUGGUACAUGGUCCAUGUGGUCCGUACAACAAGAAUUCACCUUGCAUGAAGAAUGGAUCAUGUUCAAAGUUCUAUCCUAAAGAGUUUAGACAGCGAACACUCAUUGAUGAGGCCAGAUUUCCCAAAUAUAGGCGUACUGAUAACGGUCGAACAGUGAAGAAAAGGGAAUGUGUACUAGACAAUAAGUUCAUUGUUCCGUAUAAUCCAGAAUUUUUGCUCAAGUUUGGGUGCCACAUAAAUGUGGAAUACACAUGCCAAACAAGUUCUGUUAAGUAUCGGUUUAAGUAUGUACACAAGGGUAAUGACCACGUAACAACUACUCUAUACAAUGCUGGUGAUCCGUUAGAAGCCACACAAGUUGUUGACGAAAUUAGGAAUUACUACGAUUGUAGGUACAUUCCGGAUGAGCAACCUGUGGUUUAUGGUGAAACUUCUAAUGUGAAUGAUAUCGUCGAAAGAGAAAUAUCUCAUAAGUCCAUGUUUUUGGGAUGGAUGGAGGCGAACAUGUCAUAUCCCUAUGCUCGAAGUCUGACUUAUGCUGAGUUUCCAACCAAGUUUGUUUGA
Arachis ipaensis is the source of this 1371-nucleotide messenger RNA. RefSeq lists its product as uncharacterized. The record is from RefSeq and is a predicted model, not a curated record. NCBI's taxonomy places the organism in Eukaryota, Viridiplantae, Streptophyta, Magnoliopsida, Fabales, Fabaceae.